AUGAUGAUUCGUCUAAGCAUGUGUGACCAUCUUGUUGUUAACGAGGAGAUUAUUCUAUGUGAGCUCAUUAAAGCUAUAAAAUCUAGUAGGAUAGAAAUGAAAUUGUUGGAUGACGCAAUGGUGCUUGUUGGUAAUUCUAAAGAAACAUCUAGCGAUAAAAUAGAUUGUGUAUACAAGUUACUGUUAGAAAGUGAUGGCUACCAAGCUCUUAAAAAUUGGAUGUUUACACACAAGCCUACUGUCUUGUUGCAAUUAAAACAAAACAUUGCAAAUGAACAUUAUUCAAACAACGCAUGCAGUUGCAACUAUUUGAAAAAAGCUCAAGUUACUUGGGAGCGUAAAAUGUUACGAAGUUUAAAUUCAAUGUGCCAAGAGCUUGGAAUACCUUUAGCAAGAAAAAGGUCAAAAAGUCACAAAGAAGCUGUUUUACAAAACUGGACAGAAUUAUCGGUAUUUUUCAACAGACACUCAAUUAUUAAACCUGUUUUUGGUCCGAAAGAUCUAUUGGAUGUUCUUACCAAUAUUAAAUAUCCUCAAUUCAAAUCCACAUUUAAUAAUUAUAAUUCAACAAUGAUUCCGAAUUGGGGUUUAAUAAAUUUACCAUUAAAUGUUAAAAAUCUAAGGUUUUAUGAACCUUUACACAUUAAAUAUUCCCAAAUUGGUGUUGAUGACUCAUCUAUGUCCACAUUUGAACAAGUACGUGAACAUGAAGCUAAAGAAAUUAUAAGGCUUGAUUCUUCUGAAAUGGCACAACAGUUUUUGCGUUAUGGUUGCCCAUUAGGUUAUCGUGCGCGAUUAUGGACUUUGUGUUUAAAUGCAAAAGUAACAGAACACGAUCGUCUUUAUUAUGAUCAAUUGAAAUUAUCUGUUGCAGAAAAUGAAUAUAUGACAGAUCAAUUAAUUUGCAAGGAAGUACAACUUACCGCCUCCAAUGAUGAAAUGCAUUUUGUAUUUUGUGAUUAUACAUAUCAGAUUCUUUUACCUUUCACAAGAGAUCAGACCAUAUUAUUGCAUUUUAAAACAAUGCUUGCAUCACCACCAAAAGUGAUCAAUAAAAAUUCUACAGAAGCAUACACUUAUCCACCUUCUGGAGUCAUACCAUUUCAUGGUUUUUCUAUGUAUAUGUUACCAUUAUGUUAUUUGUAUGACGAUCCAGUUACUUUGUAUAUAAUAUUUCGUCAAUUAUAUGUACGUUACUUUUACAAAUUACAUACAAUAUCUGACGAAAAUAGUGGUAUUUUAUGUUUAUGUUCAUUGUUUGAACGUUUGCUACAAAUCAAAGAACCUGAGAUUUUCUUUCAUUUAAAAUCAGUCGGUGCACAACCUAUUCGUUUCACAUUUAAAUGGCUAAUGCGUGCAUUCAGUGGCUUUUUAGCACCUGAUCAAGUACUUUUACUGUGGGAUAGAAUACUUGGAUUUGAUUCGUUGGAAAUUUUAGCAGUUUUAGCUGUGGCUAUAUUCUCUUACCGUCGUGCUAAUUUACUCCUGGUGAGAACAGUAGCAGAUGUUGAGGCAGUUUUAGCAGAUCUGACAUCCAUACAAGUGAUCAGUCUUCUGCAAAUGAUUAUGUUCACAGAUUAA
Molecule: messenger RNA, 1581 nt
Organism: Schistosoma turkestanicum
Lineage: Eukaryota; Metazoa; Platyhelminthes; Trematoda; Strigeidida; Schistosomatidae
Source: the annotation of a GenBank genome assembly